Molecule: messenger RNA, 6438 nt
Organism: Suncus etruscus (white-toothed pygmy shrew)
Lineage: Eukaryota; Metazoa; Chordata; Mammalia; Eulipotyphla; Soricidae
Gene: RAB3GAP2
Product: RAB3 GTPase activating non-catalytic protein subunit 2
Exons: 35
Coding region: 102-4277 (1391 amino acids)
Biological process (GO): regulation of GTPase activity
Source: RefSeq, a predicted model, not a curated record
CCCUGUGUGGCCGGAGUCGCUCCGGCAGGCGAGCGGUGCGCGGGGGUCCGUGCGGAGAGUCGGGCGAGGGGUGCCGGGGUGACCCCCCCACGCCCCGAGCCAUGGCCUGUUCCAUCGUCCAGUUCUGCUGCUUCCAGGACCUGCAGGCCGCCCGCGACUUCCUCUUUCCUCACUUGAGGGAGGAGACCCCCGGCGGCGCCGUGCGAAGGGACCCCAGUAAAUCUAACUGGGAAGAUGAUGGCUGGGGAGCAUGGGAAGAGACGGAGCCCAAAGAACCUGAGGAAGAAGGAAAUGCCUGCAAAACCCAGAAAACAUCUUGGCUUCAGGAUUGUGUUUUAUCCUUAUCGCCAACCAAUGACCUUAUGGUCAUAGCUCGGGAGCAGAAAGCUGUAUUUCUUGUGCCAAAAUGGAAACAUAGUGAUAAAGGAAAGGAAGAAAUGCAAUUUGCUGUUGGUUGGAGUGGUUCUUUAAAUGUUGAAGAAGGGGAAUGUGUCACCAGUGUGCUCUGUAUCCCGCUAGCAAGCCAGAAGAGGAGCUCCACUGGCCGCCCAGAUUGGACCUGCAUCGUGGUGGGCUUCACAUCAGGCUAUGUGCGCUUCUACACCGAGAGUGGAGUACUCUUGCUGGCUCAGCUGUUGAAUGAGGAUCCCGUGCUGCAACUCAAGUGCAGGACCUAUGAGAUACCUCGGCACCCUGGGGUCACCGAGCAGAAUGAAGAGUUGAGCAUCUUAUACCCUGCUGCCAUUUUGACCAUUGAUGGAUUCAGCCUUUUUCAGUCCUUGCGUGCUUGUCGAAAUCAGGUGGCAAAAGCUGCAGCCUCAGGCAAUGAGAAUAUUCAGCCCCCACCGCUAGCUUAUAAGAAAUGGGGUUUGCAAGAUAUUGACACCGUUAUUGAUCAUGCUAGUAUUGGUAUCAUGACCCUGUCCCCUUUUGAUCAGAUGAAGACCGCAUCCAACAUUGGAGGAUAUAAUGCCGCGAUCAAGAACAGCCCCCCUGCCAUGUCCCAGUACAUCACUGUUGGCUCCAAUCCCUUCACUGGCUUUUUUUAUGCCUUAGAGGGAAGCUCCCAGCCUUUACUGUCCCAUGUCGCACUUGCAGUUGCCAGCAAACUCACUUCUGCCCUGUUUAAUGCGGCCAGUGGUUGGCUUGGUUGGAAGAGUAAGCAUGAAGAAGAAGCCUUUCAGAAGCAGAAGCCAAAGGUCGAACCCGCUACCCCACUAGCUGUUAGAUUUGGGCUACCAGACUCUAGACGCCGCGGUGAGAGUAUCUGUCUGUCCCCCUGUAACACGCUGGCUGCUGUAACGGAUGAUUUUGGCAGAGUGAUCUUACUGGAUGUUUCUCGAGGGAUUGCCAUACGCAUGUGGAAAGGGUACCGGGAUGCACAGGUGGGUUGGAUCCAGGUUGUGGAGGACCUGCACGAGCGGGUGCCCGACAAGGCUGACCUUUCCCCCUUCGGGGGCGCUCAGGGCCCAAGCCGUGUGGCACAGUUUUUGGUCAUCUAUGCUCCACGCCGGGGCAUCUUGGAAGUGUGGAGCACACAGCAGGGGCCCCGGGUGGGUGCCUUCAACGUGGGCAAACACUGCAGGCUUCUGUCUCCGGGUUACAAAAUAAUGGGCUUAAACAAUGUUACCAGUCAGAAUUGGCAGCCACAGACACACCAGAUCUGCCUUGUAGACCCAGUGUCUGGAAGCGUGAAGACAGUGAACGUUCCUUUCCAUCUAGCCUUGAGUGAUAAGAAGAGUGAACGCGCAAAGGACAUGCACUUGGUGAAGAAACUAGCAGCCUUGCUGAAAGCCAAAACUCCCAAUCUUGAUUUGGUUGAAAAAGAAAUAAAGGAAUUGAUUCUUGAUAUAAAGUACCCUGCAACCAAAAAACAGGCUUUGGAAAGCAUUUUGGCAAGUGAUCGUUUACCAUUUUCCUGUCUAAGAAAUAUCCUUCAGACUUUAAUGGACACAUUUAAAAAUCAAGAGUCUGAAUCUGUUGAUGAAGGAUUGCUGCAGUUUUGUGCCAAUAAGCUGAAACUGCUCCAUCUUUAUGAAUCUGUUAGUCAAUUAAAUUCUCUUGAUUUUCAUUCAGAUGCACCAUUUUCUGAUAAUGACUUGGCUGUGUUAUUAAGGCUUGAUGAGCAGGAGCUGUGUAAGCUGCAGGUGUUACUGGAGAAAUAUAAGCAGGAGAACACCAGGAUGACCGUUCGGUUUUCUGAUGACCAAGAUGGUGCAUUGCCCAUUAAGACAUUCCUGGAAUACCUGGAGUAUGAGAAAGAUGCCAUCAGUGUAAAGAAGAUAAGUGAAGAUGAAUAUGUGGCUUUAGGCAGUUUCUUCUUCUGGAAGUGUUUACACGGAGAGAGCUCCACCGAGGAAAUGUGCCAGACACUGGAGGCGGCGGGGCUCAGCCCCCAAUUGCUGCUGACUCUGCUCCUGAGCGUUUGGCUCUCAAAGGAAAAGGCUAUUCUGGAGAAGCCACAGUCAAUCUGCUGUCUCCACACCAUGCUGUCCCUUCUGAGCAAGAUGAAAGUGGCCAUCGAUGAGGGCUGGGAUUCCCAGUCUGUGUCCCCUUGGUGGCAACAGAUGUGGACGGCCUGUGUCCAGUCAGAGAACAAUGGAGCGGCCCUGCUGUCAGCACACGUGGGUCAUGCUGUGGCUGCCCAGCUCUCCAGCAGCGGAUCUGAGAAGAAAACGACUGCAAAUGCCGACUCGGAUGGUCUCACCGACUCCUGGGAGGCCCUUUCCCUGGACACUGAGUACUGGAGGCUGUUGCUGAAGCAGCUGGAGGACUGUCUGCUCCUGCAGACACUACUGCUAAGCUGGGCCUCUGCACCUACCACCCGUGUGUCUGCCCUGCAGGCUGAGCCGCUCCCCAGGCUCUCUGUCAGGAAGUUACUGGAAGGUGGCAGAGGCGGCAUUGCAGACACUGUGGCCAAGUGGAUAUUUAGGCAGGACCUCAGCCCCAACAUCUUGAAGCUGGCCAAGGACAGAGAUGCAGAAAAUUCAAAUGAAGCCCAGGAAGGUGUUCAGAGCGGCUUUCUGGGGGUAGCUGAGAUGGAGCUGGACCUGGGAGUCAUACCCGAGCUGCUGCGCCUGGCCUACGAGCAGUUUCCCUGCAGCCUGGACCUGGAUGUGCUUCACGCUCAUUGCUGCUGGGAGUAUGUGGUCCAGUGGAAUAAGGACCCAGAGGAAGCACGGUAUUUGGUCAGAUCCAUAGAACACUUGAAGCACAUUUUUAAUGCACACAUUCAGAAUGGCAUUGCCCUGAUGAUGUGGAAUACAUUCUUGGUUAAACGAUUUUCUGCUGCUACCUACUUGAUGGAUAAGGUUGGAAAAGCCCCGAAGGACAGGCUCUGCCGAAGGGACGUGGGGAUGAGUGACUCGGCCUUAACACCCUUCCUGGGCUCAUGCCUGGACCUUCUGCAGACGCUGAUGGAGGCUGAUGUGAGCCGAGAUGAAAUGCAGGCGCCAGUGUUGGACACAGAGGAUGCAUGGCUCAAUGUGGCUGGCCCUGUGUCCAUUGUGGAACUGGCCUUGGAGCAGAAGCACGUUCACUACCUGCUAGUGCAGCACCACUCGUUGCUGUGUUCGCUGCUCUUCGCUGUGGCCAGGUUCUCGCUCAAGGCUGUGAAGCCCUUGGCACUCUUCGACAGUAAGGGGAAAAAUGCCUUCUUCAAAGACCUGACUUCCAUCCAGUUACUUCCCAGUGGGGAGAUGGACCCAAAUAUUAUUUCAGCACGACAACAGUUCUUACUGAAGGUCGUGAGUGCUGCUGUCCAGGCCCAGCAUCCAGCCCACAAAGAUGGGGAGUCUCCCGAAGGGCCUCCUGCCACUCCCCUUGGAAAAGACCCCGACUGGCCAGCUUUGGCCAUGGACUUGGCCCUGCACCUGCAAGUGAAUGAAGACGUGGUCCGGCGGCAUUAUGUGGGGGAGCUCUACAGCCAUGGGGAUGACCAGCGGGGUGAGGAGGCCAUACUCCAGGUCCAUGACAAGGAGGUUCUGGCCUCACAGCUGCUGGUGCUCACGGGCCAGCGGUUGGCGCAUGCGUUGCUGCACACGCAGGCCCGGGAGGGAAUGGAGCUGCUGGCCCGUCUGCCACCCACACUCUGCACCUGGCUCAAGGCCAUGGAUCCCCAGGACCUGCAGAACACGGACGUGCCCAUUGCCACCACAGCUAAGCUCGUAGGCAGAGUGAUCGAGCUGCUGCCUGAGAACCACGGCCAGUACAGUGUGGCCCUGCACCUCACUGAGGCUGUCGAGGCCCUGUCUCUGCCCGGCUCGGGGGCACAGUGACGCCGGUACUCAGGUUUUAUAUGCGAGUCCUAUGAGACUCCGAACUGUGCUGUUCCUGACCUGAUUCCUCUCGUUUGCUCGCCCCCAAGACACACUCUCACGUGGUUUCCACGUGUCUUUUUGCUCCAACAGCGGUUACAUCACUGCCCAACCCUCCUCUCUCCCCCCCACUUGCAUGUGACAGAUGAGGUUCCUGUGAGUUGCAACAACUCACAGCCCACAUGCCGCUGUCACUGUGUGUACCCAUGUGUGGUGCCUCAGUCACAGCCAUGGGGAAACAGCCCCCUCUCCUGGGUGCAGCUGAGAGACUGCGGAGACUGGUGGGGCCCAGAGCAGAAGUGUAUCCAUGGUUCCCAUGUCCAUCUAAGAUGCCACACGGGACCAUGACCUGGAGUACGUGCCAAAACUGACCCAAAGGAGCAAGCCUAGCAGCGAGAGUCCUAGUACAAGUCAAAAUUAGCUUUUGUUUUUGUUUUCCUUUUUAAACCAAGAUCUAGAACUAUCCACAUCAGGUCACUGUAAAAAAUGUAUUAUCUUGUAAAGCUUAUGUUCAAAACAAAAGGGCAAAGAAGCUAAACCUUUUUAGUCCAACUUUAUUUUUCUUACAAGUGUUCAGAAAUGUCUGCUUCUGGAACCAGACAUAGGGCAGACAGACGAGGCUGAGAUGGGACUACGUCAGCAAACCUACCUCACAGCUGGCCAGAUGGUGAAAGGCGGCCAGCUCUGCGCUCCCAUGCCCAGAGUAACACUACAGUGCUGAGGGAGGAAUCAAUUAUCAGUAAAAAUCAAAUGAACCGAAGCUUCCUUACACAGUGCACUGAGCUCUGUCCAUCCUGGAAUGUCCACACCCCCUGGGCUCAAUGUGGGCAGAGUAGAGCAUCACAUCCUUAAAGGGAGGAUGCCAGUGCCGCAGGUGCCCAGGUGAGACCUAUGAACAAGAGUGUCAGACAAGCAGAGCAGCUUGUUUUGAGUUGAGUCUGGGUGAGGCCUGUAAGCCUGACGGGGAGCAGGUGGGAGGCCAUCACUGGAGCGGCCUCAUGUGCCAUUCCCCCCCACUCCAAGUUUCCUCCAGUCUAUACUUAGGCAGCUCUGAAAGCCAUUAAGGGUCUGGAGGCUGCUCAGAGAAGCCCAAAGUUCUAGCAUUUACUUCAAGUCAUGGGAUUCCGCUAAUAACUCUUGAUAACAACCCGGCUGUUCUGCUGUGACAUUGUCAACUUUGAGUCCCUAGUUGGAGCUAUAAUCCUCAAGGUCACCAUUCAUGGGAUUGGGAGUUGAAAUCAAAUUCCUGGGUUAAGAACUGCUGUGAGGACCAGGAGGUUGGAGGCUGCAGCACAUGUGGGGCCAUGCUGGGGCGAGUGGAAGGGAAAUGUGGAGCAGGGCCAGGAACGGGGGCAGUGGUGCUCUUUGUAGCUGAGGGCCUGAUCCCACACACAGGCAGUUCCUUAUUGUGCCAUCCCUUCGGGGGCUUUUGGUGUGAAUCUGGUAGGGAGGAACGGAAAUACCCAGGAAGAGCAGUGAAGGGUCAGAUCCUGUGGCUGCAGUGGCUGUGCAAUAGGCCAGGCUGAGCAGCCCUUUUCUAGAGGGGCCUCACACUCCCCACACCUUCCCGAGGUGUUGGGCCUUGUACCAGGAAUCUCUGCAGAGCAGUGACUGGGAUGGGUAGGUCCUAUCUGUCGGGGGAGAGAAGAGGCUGAGCCAGAACAGGUUGAUAAAGGGGCUGAUGUGCGCAAAUGGUAAGGAGAAAAGAAUUGACCUUUAUUAGAAGAACUCUAAAGUCAGAAUAAAAGUGAUUAAAUUGCUUUCAAAACAAAGCAGGGCUUGGUGUAAAACUAACGCGACAAAACUGGAAACAGGCAAUGUGACAUUACUUGCAUCGGUUCUUCCUUUAAUUUAUGAGAUGCUAUUUUCCACAUUCUCAAGUGUAACCAUGAAACUUCCUCUCACUCAGAUAGGAAACUAAUUUGUUGGGCUUCAAAUUUUGUCUGCUUGAGUAGAAUUAGCCAUUCCUAGGGAAAGAUGGACACCAAUCUUAACCUGUUUAUAAGAAGCACUAUCCUCUAUUGUAAUGUACUGUAAGAAGUGAAAUUCUGUAAAUACUGCUAUUUUCGGUCUGCUCACUGUUGUGAACUUAUGUAUAUCAGUAAAGUAAAUUUUCAGCUUU